AUGGUCCGUUCGAAACGGGUCGAUCGCAUCCGGGAAUGUUUCCGCGCACUUUCCCGAAGUCCGGAAGAGGAGCGAAGAUGCGAUCGAUCGACUCUUCCCGGACGCAUCGGCGUCGGCCGUGAAAAAAUCGGAACGACCGGGAACGCGACGGACGCUGCCAGACGAACGCGAUUCCUGGUCCCGUUUCUUCCGGAACGUCGAAAGACGCCGAGGGGGAACGGCCGGACCCGAGAAAAACCCCGAGAACUCGCAAUCGCCGGCGCGUUCCGCAUUCGCGAUCGCAUCGCGUCGUCUCCUCUUUCGAGGUCGAUCGAGAAAGAGCACGAGAUUCCCGAUCCGUGCUUCCUGUCCGCGUGCCUCCUGCAAGCCGGGAAGGACAAGUCGACCGGAGAGUACGGAUCCCCGCUGUACGUGCAACUGAAGGAGGCGUCUUGCACCAGUCCGAACGUGGGAGACGCGAGCGGGACGGAGGGAGAAGGCGAAGGCGAAGGAGAAGGGGAAGGAGAACGAGGGGUGCACAAGGACGCCGGAGCGAAGGCGAAAGCGAAAGGGGAUCUGCCCUUGCACCCGAAGCUCGCGAACGUCUCCGUCGCCCUGGAGAUGAAGGCACUCUGGGAUCAGUUCAACGAUCUCGGCACCGAGAUGAUCGUCACCAAGGCCGGCAGACGUCACCGAACGAACGACGGGGCCUCUCCUUCGCGUCGGUCCCCUCUCCGAGCGAAACGCGCCGGCAUCGUCGGGGGACGAACGGGUCGGAUCGUCGACGAGGAGAUCGGAGACUCUUCCCGUCUCGUCGGUGGGAAUCGUCGAACGGGAUGCGAGACGUCCGUCGUAGGAUUCGGAGAGCGAAAGAUUCCAAGGACCUGCAACGGCCCUACCGAAACGCGAUCGAGAAUCGACGAACGUGGAGGUGGCACGGUGACGACGCCAAAGAGGGCGUCGUCUCUCGGUCCCCCGGUCGCGCUUCCGCACCUCACUCCAUGCGUCUGCACGAGCGACCGACCGAACGCUCGUUCGCGCUCGCGAGAUCCGAUCGGGCCGACCCGACGUCGAGUCGAGGAGCCUCGGCACCGAUGGAAACGGCGAUUCGUCUUCGAGACGGCCUUCCUCCGGAUCCCGACGGGAGACGUUCGCGACUUUCGAUCGGAUUCCGAAGGAGAAGAGUGCAGGAUUCGAGUCGAGUCGCGGGAUUCGCUCUCGCGCCGCGCGUAA
Molecule: messenger RNA, 1212 nt
Organism: Darwinula stevensoni
Lineage: Eukaryota; Metazoa; Arthropoda; Ostracoda; Podocopida; Darwinulidae
Source: the annotation of a GenBank genome assembly